Molecule: messenger RNA, 483 nt
Organism: Tetrahymena thermophila SB210
Lineage: Eukaryota; Ciliophora; Oligohymenophorea; Hymenostomatida; Tetrahymenidae
Product: cytidine and deoxycytidylate deaminase zinc-binding region protein
Exons: 1
Molecular function (GO): hydrolase activity; zinc ion binding
Source: RefSeq, a predicted model, not a curated record
AUGGAAUAAAUGAACGAUCAUUAAUAUUUUAUAUAAGAAGCUAUAAAAGAAGCUGAGUUGGCUGUAAUUACUGGAGAUGGAGAACCUUUCGGAUGCGUUAUAGUUAGAGAUGGAAAAAUAAUUGUAAGAGCUCAUAAUAGGUUAUACAUCGAUUAUGAUCCUACUGCCCAUGCUGAAACAGUGGCUAUAAGAUUAGCUUGCAAAUAAGAAAAAUCCCUAAUACUAAAGGAUUGCAUUAUAUAUGCUAGUGCAUAACCUUGUCCUAUGUGUUCUACUGCUAUUUCAGCCUGUGGAGCUAAAGAAGUUUACUAUUGCGUUCCUGGAACAUAAAUAUAAGAAGCUUUUAGUUAAAUUACUAACUUUGAGGAACUUGGCCUUCAUCCUAAGUAAUUUUUAAGGAGAGAAUAUCCCUGCACUCAUAUACAUAAUGAUGAGGGUUUAAAAGUAAUUAACUCUUACUUUACUUCUAAGAAACCUAAAUGA